Messenger RNA from Hypoxylon trugodes, 1003 nucleotides. Its product is annotated as NmrA family protein. The coding region runs from base 44 to 1003 and encodes 319 amino acids. The transcript has a single exon. The record is from RefSeq and is a predicted model, not a curated record. NCBI's taxonomy places the organism in Eukaryota, Fungi, Ascomycota, Sordariomycetes, Xylariales, Hypoxylaceae.
GUAGCCUUAUCAAGAUACCUAACAACAUCUCCCGAGAAACAAAAUGACAACAGUGUUCGUCACAAGUGCAACUGGGAGUCAGGGUAGCGCUCUGUGCAACGAGCUCCGAAAUUUGGGGUGGAAUGUGCGCGCAACGACACGAGAUCUCAACUCGCCUGUGGCACAGUCACUACUCUCAGCAGGCGUACACCUCACCCUAGGCAACUGGGACGAUGAGGACUCGCUACGUAAAGGGCUCGAAGGAAGUAACAAGCUCUUUCUAUGCCUACUACCUAGCCUAACCGAUUUUGAUCAGGCGCCAAGGCGGGCAGCGCUCAUCGCUCGCGUAGCGAGAGAAGUUGGCGUUAACCACGUCGUCUCGUCCACCACGCUUGGUUCAUUCUUAGUCGAGCCAGGAUUCGUGCCGUCUAUCAGACUUGGACCCUUUUUCGAUGCUCAUGUCCGAAGCAAGAAGCGAGUCGAGCAAGCUGCUAUUGACGGUGGAUUUGCGCACUGGACCGUUCUGCGUCCCGGCUUCUUCAUGGCCAACUUCGUCGAGCCCAAAAUCCAGUUCGGUUAUAUCGAAACGAAAGAAGGCUCUUGGACGAACUCCCUAACAGCCGAGUCUCCACUUGGACUCGUCGAUCACCUCGAUAUUGCCCGUUUCGCAGUCGCGGCAUUCCAGGACCCUACCACAUACCACGGUCGGAAGCUAGGUGUUAUUAGCGAGGAGCUUCAAGUGCAGGACGCAAUGGACCAGCUAGCCGAUGCAAUCGGCGAUGGCAGGUCAAUCAAGGCCAUCUUCAUGACCGAUGAGGAGAUCGCACGGGAGCAGGCGAAAGGUUCAUGGUUGUUCUUUUCCUCUGAGCCUUGCUUACGGCACUUGUCUGGCUACACGGAUCUGGAUGAACUGCAGCGGCUCGUUCCAGGGUUAAUGACUUUCAAGGAUUUUCUUAUCCGUGAGAAGGAGGCUGUCAGGGUUACAUAUCUCUCGCUCAUAGACGUACACCCAACCCCGCUUUAA